Monascus purpureus is the source of this 4678-nucleotide messenger RNA. The record is from the annotation of a GenBank genome assembly. NCBI's taxonomy places the organism in Eukaryota, Fungi, Ascomycota, Eurotiomycetes, Eurotiales, Aspergillaceae.
AGAGCGUCGUCGCAAGGCAUCGCAGGUUCAGGAUGAGUAUUGUGACGGCAGAAGUUUCUUUACCGGGCCCUGUUCCCUAUCCAUUGUCCAGCCUCCUUGAGAAAUGGAACGAGGAACAGGAGGUAAAACAAUGUCCGAAUAAGCGUCGCAAAUUGUCCAAGACGCAUGUAACCGUCAGACAGGAAAAUACUGCAUCUGGUGAACGCAUACCAGGUGGCUAUAUUCCUUUGGCGCAUUUUACUCUAGGCCUGAAUUUUGCAAAUCCUGGUUCAGUUUCCAGAUAUAUUGAUCUACCUCAUCAUAUACCUAUUCUGACUUCGAUAAACGCCCACGGAAACCUUGGAAUGAGUGAUGAACGUGUCCCCUUCACGUUAACGCUGCAGGAGAUACCAGAAAAGUCUAUUCUUUUUAGACGCGAAUUUUCUGAGCCAAGAACCAUUGAUUUUAUGAAACGUCUCUAUGUACACGACUGGCUUGUUUCUAUCGAUAAUUACAGCUCAAAUUCUCCACCGGCUGUAUGUUAUCAAUCGACUUUGCAUUGCUUACCCGAUAGAAAGUCAUUCCGCCUAGAAACGACAAUACUAUGGAAAGAUUCGCUUGAGAUUCCAAGUCAAAUAACUUCCCGUAUUGGACUCGCCCACUACAAGUUUGUAGAACAGGGCCGUCCAAACGCCCAGCUGGACUUUUUUCCGCGUGGUGCACCAAAGCUACGACCUGUUGAGUGGUCACCUCGUGAGUUUUAUGACAAUGUGCACGUCCCAGAAGAUACAUCUGCUUCUUCGUCAGAAAUAAAAUGUAACCAGAUCCGAGCCAAGCUUCUUCCUUUUCAGAGAAGAGCGGUACGAUGGCUUCUGCAAAGGGAAGGCAUGGAACUUAAACCAGACGGGCGAGUUGUUCCUAUUGAAAAAACAGAAAGCAAUCAUCUGCCGGCCUCCUUUGUGGAAAUAAAAGAUUUAAAUGGGCGGACUUGCUUUUCGAGCCAGCUUUACUCGAUCAUGACCACCGACCUUUCUGGCUGGAACGAUGCCGCCAAUUACGUGAAGGGCGGCAUCCUUGCGGAGGAGAUGGGACUUGGAAAAACUGUCGAAAUAAUUAGUUUGAUCUGCCUGAACCGGUUAAAAGAAGGAGGGCGAGCGAAAAAGGAGGAAAACUGGCGUGUCUCAUCUAAUGAUCUGAGGGAAUCAGGGGCAACCUUAAUUAUAACUCCUCCAGCAAUUUUGGAGCAAUGGAAGCAGGAAAUUAAGCGGCACGCAACUGGCCUCCGUGUCUUUCAUUACACGGGCUUCCGGGAUCGUCCAGAUUUAACGAACGAAGAGUUAGUUGAUGUGAUCUCUGACCAUGAUAUCGUUCUUACUUCCUAUGAUGUUCUCUCACGAGAGGUUUAUUUUUCUGUGGACCCUCCGAAGCGGAAUCUACGUCAUGAGAAAAAAUUUGAACAAAAGAAGACGCCCCUUGUUCAAAUACUUUGGUGGCGCGUCUGUCUUGAUGAAGCUCAGAUGGUCGAGAGCGGAGUCAGCAAUGCCGCAAAAGUUGCUCUUAUGAUUCCUCGACAGAAUGCCUGGGCUGUGACAGGGACUCCGCUUCGAAGCAAUAUAAGUGACCUUUUCGGCCUCUUUGUUUUUCUUAAUUAUACGCCGAUCUGUGAUUCAUCUGGCAUUUGGAAUAGGUUACACCAGUAUUUCAAGCCAGUAUUUGCGGAUAUUAUCAAUCAAAUAGCCCUUAGACACAGCAAAGACAACAUCCGUGGCCAGCUCCACUUACCACCUCAGAAACGAGUUGUCAUAACCGUACCUUUCAGCGCGGUUGAGGAACAACAUUAUCAACAGCUGUACGAUGAAAUGUGCGAAGACUGUGGCCUUGAUGCCACUGGAUCGCCGCUUAAAGAUAGCUGGGACCCCAGUGAUGCGGCUAUUGUUGAGAAAAUGCGAAGCUGGCUGAUGCGACUCCGUCAGACAUGUCUUCAUCCAGAGAUGGUGGCAGGUAAGGACCGGAUUUUGGGCGCAAAAAAGAAUCCGCUUCGUUCUGCUGCUGAAGUCCUUGAGGUAAUGCUUGAUCAAAACGACACACAGAUACGCUCGGAAGAGCGCGCUCUUCUACUGUAUCAGCUUCGCCGUGGGCAGUUGUUGGAAAAUGCUAUGCGCCGCAAGGAGGCCCUCGACCUUUGGACAGCAGCGUUGCAGCGUGCGAGUGAAAUAGUGAAAGACUGUAGAGACCAACUGCAGUCCGAGCUUGACAGAUGCCGAACAGGCGCUGCUGGAACUGAUGGCGAUAUGGUGACUGGCGACACUCCGGUUGAUGAUGACGAAAUUGAAAAGAAUACCCGCAUAGGGACCUCCCGUAAUAGGCUCCGGGCUGCUCUUGAAGUUCAGCACAUCUGCACAUUUUUCAUUGGCAAUGCGUAUUAUCAGAUCAAGACUGAUCCUAAACUGACUGCUCCCGAUUCCCCAGAAUUUCGGGAUCUUGAAAAGCGCGAAGUGGAAGCCUAUGAAGCCGCAAAGCUUAUCCGAAAAGAGAUUCUAGCCGACGUUUCCGGGAAGGUAGGCCGGCAUAUGAGAAUGAUCAAGGAUAGGGUAAAAAGGAACAUGGUUGUGAACAUGCCUACAAUGAAGCCUAGCGUCUAUGCUAAAGGCGUUGAGGGCCGGCUUUUGCUGGACAGGUUCGAAGACUUUUGUGCAGCCAUGAACUCUGCUACCUCCCAGUACCAGGAGUGGCGUGAUAUCAUGAUUAAGUUGCUCUUACAGCCGCUCGUGGACCAAGAAGAAGACGAGGAGCUCCAGGGAGAUGAGUAUGAAAAGUCAACAAAACACCAGGAUGAGAUGUACGUCUAUAUGGAAGCACUUCGUGCUAUGGUCGCUGAUCUGACCCAUGCGGUUACCGGUCAGAGAAAUAAUCUCAUUGAUCACGAAGUCAAAACGGGGAUUGCGUUGGCCAAAAAAGGCGAGGGGCCUUCUCCAAAACUUUUCCUUGAGAUAAUGGGGACACGCAGAGAGCUCAUACCUGGCCCUGAAAUCGGCCCUCUCCGUGGCAUAAUUGGUGAGCUUCGCAGCCUUGCAACCUCACUCGAGUGGCAAGAAAGUGGAGGGAGUUCCCGAGCGCGUGCCGAACUUGAGAAUAUUAAUGCGGUGCUCAGUAAUGCAAGCCAUAUGGCCACUGAACGAAGCAAGACUUUGGUGAAUCUCGAAAGAGAAAUUGAGAUGUUUCGGGACACGAUGAACAACCGUCUUGAGUACUAUCGCCAAUUGCAGCAGAUUUCAGACACUGUCGCUCCCUAUGAUGAAGAAAGUGUCGGGCAACCCCUCGAUGAACAAUUGUUCACAAAAAUGCUACAGGACGAAGCCCAUAUAGAGAAGAAAGUCUAUGGUUUGAAAGCGAAGCGCCGUUAUUUGAUCCAUCUUAGGGAUGAACCUGAAUCGGACGAUGGAUCGAGGAUCUGCAUAAUCUGCCAGUCGAGCUUCGAAAUUGGCGUCUUGACUGUGUGUGGCCACAAAUACUGCAGGGAUUGUCUACUCCUAUGGUGGCGCCAGCAUCGGAAUUGCCCGAGCUGCAAAACGCAUCUAAAGACCAGUGGGCUUCAUCAAAUCACGUACAGGCCGCAAGACCUUGUUGUGCAAGAGGAGAAGCCGUCGGACAGGGCGGCUUCUAAAUCUAAGCCUGGACGCCAUUCAAAGAACUCUAUAUAUAAGGAUAUUAGUUCAGGCGACUUGAGUGAGAUAAAGACUAUUGACCUUGACGGUUCUUUCGGUACGAAGAUCGACACCCUGUCGCGCCACAUUCUCUGGCUGCGCCAACAUGACCCUGGUGCAAAGUCAAUUGUUUUCUCCCAAUUUAAAAACUUUUUGGGGGUUCUGGAAAGCGCCUUCUCUCGCUUUAAGAUAGGGUAUACUAGCAUUGAUAAUAAAGAUGGUAUCGAGAGGUUCAGAAGUGACCCUGCGAUCGAGUGCUUUCUCUUACACGCAAAGGCUCAUUCAUCGGGCCUGAACCUGGUCAACGCGACUCAUGUCUUUCUAUGUGAGCCGCUCGUCAAUACCGCGAUCGAACUUCAGGCUAUUGCUCGGGUGCAUCGAAUUGGCCAGCAACGUCCGACUACGGUUUGGAUGUACCUUGUUACCGAUACGGUCGAAGAAUCGAUCUACGAUCUUUCCGUCUCCCGCCGUCUAGCUCAUAUCGUCAAGGAAGUAGAGGAUUUGGAUAGCCGUACUUCAAAUUCGAAAUCACGGACAAAAGGCGAUGUUAUAGCUGAAAGUCUCACUGAGACAGCCAUCGACUCAGCGAACUCUAGAGAAAUGCAAGACGCCGCUCUCACCAAGUUGAUGGCCGGUGGUGCAUCUGGAGGAGAGCUGGUCCAGAAGGACGAUCUAUGGGAGUGUCUUUUCGGAAAUGCAAGCAGAAGAUCAAAGAAGGAACAGAAACUCGAAGCUCAACAGGAGAUUGGAAGGUUUCUGAGAGGCGAAGCUGCCGAGGAAAGGAGAGCCGCGAGUUCGCCAUGAUAUGUUGUGUAUAUGUAUGAUAUACCCUUUAGCUUAAGUAUCAGGUGCUACGGAAACUCUGUUCCUUGUACAUAGAUAGACGGAGGGACACGUUUCUAGCUUUCUUUUCGGUGAUAGAAGGUUGCAGUAGUGUGCCAUUAUUACUGCCCUCUCCAAAGAUCUUUUUUCUGCUUACUUAAAUUAAACUAACG